Molecule: messenger RNA, 453 nt
Organism: Nicotiana tabacum (common tobacco)
Lineage: Eukaryota; Viridiplantae; Streptophyta; Magnoliopsida; Solanales; Solanaceae
Source: RefSeq, a predicted model, not a curated record
AUGGCCCGUUCCAUUGCUCAAGCCCUAAAUCUGAUCCGAACCACCACCGCCCCAUCCACAGCUAGCCGCCGGGAUGCUGUUCGCCUCGUAGCUUGUAGGUGCGAAUCCACUCAGCCGGAUAGACACGUGGCAUCUGACACAUCGGAGGCGGAGGCUGUGGCGGUGCAGAGGAUCGAGGACGCUAUUCAUCGUAUCAUAGUACGGAGAUCGGCUCCCGAUUGGCUUCCUUUCUGUCCUGGUGCUUCUUAUUGGGUCCCACCUCGACGAAGCUCCUAUGGUAUAGCUGACCUCGUUCAUAAACUCUCCAAUACGCUAUCCGAAGAGGAAACUAUGUCUCUCGCUACAUUCCGCGGCUGGCCUUCCUCUACUUUUUAUCUUAAUAAUGACAAUGCCGUGACAGAGAAUGAUAGUAUGUCCAAAAAGGUGAACCAGUCUGACAACGAGGAAGAUUAA